UUUAUAGAGCCUCAAGACAAAUUUUGGUUGCACCCACAAAACCAUUGGGAGCAUGGAGUGUCAAUUUCGUGCGUGCCUAUGCCGAUUAUCCCGAUCACAUAAAAGUGUCAUUGCCUGCUUUGUCACCCACCAUGGAACAGGGUACAAUUGUCAGUUGGGAAAAGAAGGAAGGUGAUAAGCUCAAUGAAGGUGACCUCUUGGCUGAAAUUGAAACCGACAAGGCAACUAUGGGCUUUGAAACACCCGAAGAAGGUUACUUGGCCAAAAUCAUUAUUCCUGCCGGUACCAAGGAUGUGGCAAUUGGCAAAUUGAUGUGCAUCAUUGUACAAGAAGAAUCCGAUGUUGCUGCAUUUAAGGAUUUCAAGGAUACCGGAGCUGCCGCUGCACCACCUAAACCUGCUGCCGCCCCAGCACCUGCAGCUUCUGCCCCACCACCACCUCCACCACCAGUAGUUGCUGCUGCUCCUCCACCACCACCUCCACCAGCCGCUGCACCAGCCGGAGGUAGGCCUAUGACCGCCGUUGAACAACGUGGUCCACGUGUUUACGCCAGUCCAAUGGCUAAGAAAUUGGCCGAAGCUCAGCAAUUACGCCUAGAAGGUCGUGGCAGUGGUGUUUAUGGCUCAAUAAAAUCCUCCGAUCUUGCAGGCAUGGCUGCUGCUCCCUCGGUUGGUGCCGCUGCCCCAGCUCCAGUUGCUCCCCAGGGUGGCUACAUUGACAUACCCGUUAGUAACAUUAGAGGUGUUAUUGCCAAACGUCUGUUGGAAUCUAAGCAACAAAUACCUCACUACUAUGUUACUGUUGAAUGUCAAGUGGAUAAUCUUAUGAAACUCCGCGAGAAAAUCAAUAAGAAAUAUGAGAAACAAGGUGUUAAAGUAUCCGUCAAUGAUUUCAUUAUUAAGGCCACUGCCAUUGCUUGUCGCAAGGUGCCAGAAUCCAAUAGCUAUUGGAUGGGCAAUGUUAUUAGACAGUUCGACAAUGUUGAUGUCUCCGUUGCCGUUUCAACCGAUCGCGGCCUAAUUACCCCAAUUGUUUUCAGUGCUGAUCGCAAGGGUGUCAUUGACAUUUCAAAGGAAAUUAAAGAAUUGGCCGUAAAGGCUAGAGAAAACAAACUCAAACCACAAGAAUUCCAAGGCGGCACUGUUAGUGUAUCCAAUUUGGGAAUGUUUGGCGUUUCACAAUUUUGUGCUGUAAUCAAUCCACCACAGUCUUGCAUUUUAGCAGUAGGCACCACUUCCAAGAAACUUUUGCCUGAUCCCGACAGUCUUAAAGGCUUUAAGGAAGUUAAUGUAAUGAACGUAACCCUAUCCGCUGAUCACAGAACUGUUGAUGGUGCUGUUGCAGCUAAAUGGUUGCAAUAUUUCCGUGACUUUAUUGAAGAUCCAGCCAAUAUGAUUUUAUAAAUA
Musca vetustissima is the source of this 1406-nucleotide messenger RNA. RefSeq names its product dihydrolipoyllysine-residue acetyltransferase component of pyruvate dehydrogenase complex, mitochondrial (gene muc). NCBI's taxonomy places the organism in Eukaryota, Metazoa, Arthropoda, Insecta, Diptera, Muscidae. The transcript is spliced from 7 exons. Gene Ontology annotation, biological process: pyruvate decarboxylation to acetyl-CoA. Gene Ontology annotation, molecular function: dihydrolipoyllysine-residue acetyltransferase activity. Bases 132 to 1403 code for a protein of 423 amino acids. Gene Ontology annotation, cellular component: pyruvate dehydrogenase complex. The record is from RefSeq and is a predicted model, not a curated record.